UUUCCCAUUGGCCGAUACCGAGACUUUUCUCAAAAGGAGGGGGAGGUGCUUUCAACGGACUCGGCCAGACUUCCUCACAACUUUCCCAGCUUGUGAGAGUCUUAACUGUACUGAUACACAGCUGGUGGUACAACCGUUACAGAGAACUCAGACCUUUAACGCUCAGCUGAGCAGCACCAGGUGGAUGUGGGGGGAACAUCUGAGGAAGGCGUGAUGGCAUUAAAGAAUGUGUGAGCUCGCUUUGGAUUACAAGAGAGGGAAUACUCAUCAGACAGACGUAUGAUGGAGUACGAACAGCAUUAAGCUCGGUGUCCUGGUGAGUCCACAAUGAGAGACCGCCUGGAAGAGCUGCAGCAGAGGGCUCGGGAGUUUUCUGGGGCAGCGGGUGAGACCACCAGCCCUCCCCCAGUGGAGGGUGAUAAUGACGACUCGAUGGUGGACGAGGUCACGGUGCCACAGGCUGUGCUGUUCGAGGGGGAGCCAAUCAUCCAGAAUUUCUUGUCGGAGUGUCAGCAAAUCCGAGAUGAGAUCACAACGCUGGAGACAGAGAUCCUCAAGUUCACCCAGCAGCAGAAGACCCUGGUGGCGACCAUGCGUCGUUUCAGUGUGAUGAAGAAAGAAAGCGGCAUCACGCGGGACAUCAAGCUCCAGGCCGAGAGGAUCCACCGGCGUUUAGAGGCCCUUUCAAAGGACGUCCAAAGGAGUGAGGAGCAGCACGGACCUUCUGCUGUUACCACCAGAAUCCAACGCUGCCAGCACUCAGCACUCUACCGCAAAUUCCAGCAGGUAAUGCUGCAGUAUAACGAAGGUCUGCUGACGAAGCAGGAGCGCUGCAAGGACUUUAUCAUCCGGCAGCUGGAGGUUUCAGGGCGGGAUGUGGCGGAGGAGGAGCUGAACGAGAUGGUGGCCGCGGGGCAGUGGGAGGUCUUCAACGAGAACCUGCUGAACGACGCCAGGAUCACACGGACGCAGCUCUCUGAGAUCGAACAGCGACACAAGGAGCUGUUGAGUCUGGAGAACAACAUGAAGGAGCUGAGGGACCUGUUCAUGGACAUUUUCAUGCUGGUGGAGGAGCAAGGGGCCUACAUGGAACACAUCCAGACCAACGUGGAGAGGACGCAGGACUACGUGGUUGUUACUAAUGAGAAGUUCAAGCUGGCUGCGAGGUACAAGAAGAAGAACCCGCUCCGACAGCUGUGCUGCUGCUGCUGCCCUCCCUGGAGAUGCUGCCUGUGACACCGUUUUACCUCCAUGGCCGUCCCGAAAAAUACAUAUUUAUAUAUUCUUUUCAAUUUAAAAGUCUCACUUACCUGCUGGGAAUAAGCAACGCUGGAUUCAAACACCAUUAAAGUGAAGGUUAUGGUGCUGCGGUUUUAGAACAGAGCAGCGGCGAAGACAGAUUCAGCGGAGCGUGGAAAACAAUUAGGUGGAAGGGCCCGAAUUGGUAUUUGAGGCGCUUGUUUCUUUCAACAGGAUGUGAAGCGACCGCUAUUGGAAGAGACAGUUCAGUGAGUGCUGCUCACCAACACUGCUGCUUAUUGGAGACCUUCACUGUCAACUGACAGAGGUCACAAACAAGGGGAGAUCACUGACGCCGGCACUGCAGCGUCAGCAAGACGGAUAUUCUUUACCUUUCUUAUUUCCUGAAUAGAGCCUCUCAUCUUGUUUGUGCCACAGAAGCUGUAGGUUAAUGAGCAUGUUAUUUUUGUUUACGGAAUAAGCACUUUAUUAUAAACUGUUAUUUUUUUCAUUUCCCAGCACAAACUAUAGCAUGUAAUGCAGUGUAGAACGAUGAUGCCUCCCAGUAGACUGCAUACUUCCGCCAAGGCCCCAAAAUCCCUUUAAAUUCAAUCAAGCUGCACCGAAUUUCACACCUUAAAAUUGUUUUCUAAUUAGAAUCCAUCAAUUAGUUUUUUCUCCUGAUGUUACAGAAAGUGAAAAUCAUGGAUCUGCCCUAGUAUUCAACAGAAGUCAAUGGGUUAUUUCCUGAUCCACACCACAUCCUUCUACCAAGUUUCGUGGUAAUCCAUUCAAUCCUAUUGCUUAAAAUCAAACAAACCAACAAACACAUAACCUUGGCGGAGGUAAACAUUCUGCUUCUGUUUCGCGUGUUGAUUUCUUCGUGGUCCACAUUCUGACGGAGCGAGGACUUGUUUUACAAUUAGUCAUUAGUCUCAUUUGCAUUUCCAAGUCUGGUGAUUUUCAGUGGACAAAAUGAAUUAUUUAUUCAGUUUCACAGAGGUGGAAAAUUCAAAUAAACUCUGAAUAACAAGCCUUGAUCAAACCUAAUCCUGUCAUGAAGAGAAAUCUGCAGAGAACCACUUAAGUCAGUUAUAAAAUAAGAUGGACGGUUUGAAUUCUUACAUUUUAGGAAAUAUAUUCCACUCAUGAUUUUGGAAUGGAUGCCGGAGCAGUUACAUUACACUGAGAAAAAUGAUUGGCGUCCAUAUAUAUCACUAGCCUGAGGAAGUUUCCUGUAUUUCCCACUAUAACACUCACUCACACUUCCAUAUAAUCAUCUCCUUUACUCUUUACUUAAAGCUGAGUAGAAUCCUCCCACUCGUUUCCCUCUGCUGGGUUAAUGAAUAAGAUUUAAUAAAUCAGUCAUUUAUUUCA
Molecule: messenger RNA, 2616 nt
Organism: Pleuronectes platessa (European plaice)
Lineage: Eukaryota; Metazoa; Chordata; Actinopteri; Pleuronectiformes; Pleuronectidae
Gene: stx19
Product: syntaxin 19
Exons: 5
Coding region: 328-1236 (302 amino acids)
Biological process (GO): intracellular protein transport; exocytosis; synaptic vesicle fusion to presynaptic active zone membrane
Cellular component (GO): presynaptic active zone membrane; synaptic vesicle; endomembrane system
Molecular function (GO): SNARE binding; SNAP receptor activity
Source: RefSeq, a predicted model, not a curated record